AUGUCAACGAAUCAACUGCCAACGAGAAGAGCAAGAACAACCAAAAAGAUUAUUGAUAUAGAUAGUGAUGAUUCAGGCUUUUCUAACUUUUCUGACGACGGGAACAGAAGCGAUUACAAUCCGACAAAAAAUAUAGAAAGUGAUGCCGAAGGUGAAGGCAACAGUGACUAUGGACCUUCAAGUAAAACAAACGCUUUACACAGCGGAAAAACUGUAGAAGAAAUAUAUCAAAAGAAGACACAAAUUGAGCAUAUUUUAUUACGACCAGACACUUACAUUGGGUCUGUUGAAUUUGUAACUGAAAAACUUUGGGUUUACGACUCGGAGACGGAUUCUAUGGUAUAUAAAGAUGUAACUAUAGUCCCCGGACUUUACAAGAUCGUUGAUGAAAUAUUGGUUAACGCUGCUGACAAUAAGAUUCGAGAUCCUUCAAUGAGCACUAUAAAG
Molecule: messenger RNA, 447 nt
Organism: Dentiscutata erythropus
Lineage: Eukaryota; Fungi; Glomeromycota; Glomeromycetes; Diversisporales; Gigasporaceae
Source: the annotation of a GenBank genome assembly